Messenger RNA from Acanthosepion pharaonis, 714 nucleotides. Lineage: Eukaryota; Metazoa; Mollusca; Cephalopoda; Sepiida; Sepiidae. The record is from the annotation of a GenBank genome assembly.
AUGCGUUGGAUAGACGUUCAAGUCUCUCUGGAUUUCAGCUCUUGGCCCAUUAGAAAAUAUUUGAACCUUUAUAGUCACCAUGUAUUUCAUCUUUCUUUCUUUUUUUCGUUUAUGAGUUUUCCUUCCUUUCUUUCUUUUUUUUUCAUUUCUGAGUUUCCUUUCUUCUUUCUUUCUUUCGAUUCUAAGUUUUCCAUUCUUUCUUUCUUUCUUUCUUUCUUUCUCUUUCUGUUUUUCUUUUUUUCUUGCCCUUUAUUUAUUUGUACUUCACUUCUUUAUUUCCUUUUUUUUCAUCCUACCUUGUUUCCCUUUUUUGUAUUUGCUGCUCUUUUCCUUCUUUGCUGUGCGUUUCUUUUUGCCUAUUUUCUCCUGCUUUUCACACAUAUUUAUUCUUUCUUUCUUUCUUUCUUUCUUUCUUUCUUUCUUUCUUUCUUUUGUGUCCUGUACUGUAUUUGUUUUACUUCAUUUAUUUAUUUCCGCUAUUUCGUUUCCAUUUUCCAUUUCUUAUUUUUUGAAUUUGCUGCUCGUUUCCUUCUUUGUUAUACGUUUCUUUUUCUGUCUUUUUCUCUCAUUUAUUCACGGGAGAUUUUUCUUUCUUUUGUAACUAGAAUUUGUUGCUUCUUUUUCCUUCUUUCUUUCUUUCUUUGCUGUUUUAUUUUUUAUUCAUUGUUGUUUUUGCUUUUUCUCCUUUCUUUUUCCUUUUUUGUCACUUUGUGA